Messenger RNA from Durio zibethinus, 1728 nucleotides. The record is from RefSeq and is a predicted model, not a curated record. NCBI's taxonomy places the organism in Eukaryota, Viridiplantae, Streptophyta, Magnoliopsida, Malvales, Malvaceae.
AUGGCUUCAACCAAAAUUUAUCUCCUUGAUCUCAAAGAUAGGGGGCUUGCAAUUUCUUCAAUUGGUCAUAUCCAAACAAAAGCCGAAGCAAAAGCCUUAAUCACCAACAUAUUACAAGGAAGAAAUAACAAAACCAAGAAAAAAACAUUACCAUUAUCAACAUCCUCGUUUUUCUCCACUCUUUUUUCAAAGUCCCAAAAGCAUCUCCAUAAUGCUUUUAAAGUUAUUGAUCCACCUUUUCACUCUUCAGUUGAUUCAUGCCCGGCUUUUGGUGGAAACUUUGCACCGGUGGAGGAGCUAGAGCCAACCGAUUGUGAAGUAAUCAUGGGUGAACUUCCACUCACUUUUAAUGGCGUUUACAUCCGAAAUGGUCCGAAUGAUGCCCAGAACCAACCAGGCCAUCUUCUCGAUUUGUUUUUUGGGGAUGGGAUGCUUCACUCUUUGCAAUUAUCCAAUGGCCAUGCCAGGUAUUGUAGCCGCUAUGUUAAGACUUACAAAUAUAUGAUUGAACGAGAUGCUGGUUCCCCCCUAUUUCCAAGUGCAUCAUCUCUUUACAAGAUCGUCGACCUUUUGAGGUUUCUUAUGGCUAUAUUAACAGGUCAUUUAGAUCCCAUGAAAGGGAGUGGAGUUGCCAAUACAAGCCUUGCCUUCUUUGCAAACAAACUUGUUGCUUUGUGUGAGUAUGAUUUGCCGUAUGCUAUUAAUUUGACAGAAAAUGGCGAUAUUGAGACUUUGGGGCGUUGGGAAUUUGAUGGGAAGCCGAAGUUACUUGCAAACAUGACUGCACAUCCUAAAGUUGAUUCGGAGACAAAGGAGACAUUUGCUUUCAGGUGGAGUUUAAUUUUUCCUCAUCUCACUUUUUUUCGCUUCGAUGAAAAUGGUAUUAAGCAAAAAGAAGUACCAAUCUUUUCCAUCAAGCAACCAAGUUUCUUCCAUGACUUUGCUAUAACCAAGAGGUUUGCAAUUUUUCAUGAGACACAAUUAGUAGUUUCACCAAUGAAGGUGAUGAUGGGAAGAGGUAAACUCGUGGAUUACCAACCGGGUAAAACUCCAAGAAUCGGAGUCAUACCAAGAAAUUCUCUCAAUGAUUCAGAGAUGAAGUGGUUUGAAAUUCAAGGGUUUAACACAAUCCAUAUCCUGAAUGCUUGGGAAAAUGGGGAUGACGAGAUAGUUGUUCUGGCACCCAAUAUAGCUUCUUUCUAUAACGCUUUCGAUGAGAAUGUGGAGAUCAAAUUGGAGAAGGUAACAAUCAACAUGAAGACUAAAAAUGUUUCUAGAAAUAUUCUUUCCCCAAGAAAUCUAGAUUUUGGAUCAAUAAAUCCUUGCUACGUUGGGAAAGAGACUCGUUUCACCUAUCUAGGAGUGAAUACAGAAGCAAGCAUGAAAAUGUCAGGUGUAGUAAAAAUUGACUUGAAAAUGGGGGGUGAAGUUGGGAGACGAUUUUAUGGACUCGGGUGCUUCGGAGGUGAGCCAUUAUUUGUACGAAGAAAUCCAGAAGAUACUAUGUCUGAUGAAGAUGAUGGCUAUUUAGUGAGUUAUGUGCACAAUGAGCAGACAAACGAGUCAAAAUUCUUGGUGAUGGACGCCCAAUCACCAGAGCUCGACAUUGUUGCAAUGGUCAAGCUACCAAGGAGGGUGCCAUAUGGCUUUCAUGGUUUGUUUUUGGCUAAGGAUCAGAUUCCAAAUUAUUCCAUAUUCCCUGUAAAUGAACUAAAGUGCAACACAUGA